AAGUGAGUGAGUGGGUUUCCGCGCGACCGCUCCGCUCAGCCCGGAUUGACAGCUCGCUCCCUCCUGGUGUAGCCGUUAGCUCGGUUGGCUGUACUACCGGCUUCUUGAAUGGUUUAGCGGCGGAAAGCGAAGCACAACUGGGAUGCGAGUGUUAUAAGAAAUCGAGUUACGCUUCUUUUUGUGAGAGAAUACAGGAGCCGCCCUGAGACAAGGUGAGAGGCUGAGUGAAAGAGGGAGCGAGUGAGAGAAGGAACAAGAGAGAGAGAGAGGCCAUGGAGCAGCAGAGACAGAGAUCUCUCUCCACAUCAGGAGAAUCGCUGUACGCUGUGCUGGGAGUCGACAAGAGCGCCACGCCAGAGGACAUCAAGAAAUGUUACAGGAAAUUGGCGCUGAAGUUCCACCCAGACAAGAACCCAGACAACCCGGAUGCGGCCGAUAAGUUUAAGGAGAUCAACAACGCCCACGCCAUCCUGAGCGACGCCACCAAGAAGAACAUCUACGACAAAUACGGCUCGCUGGGACUCUAUGUCGCCGAGCAGUUCGGAGAGGAGAACGUCAACACCUACUUUGUUCUGUCCAGCUGGUGGGCCAAGGCCUUGUUCGUCUUCUGCUGCAUAUCCACCGGCUGUUACUGCUGCUGUUGCCUGUGCUGCUGCUGUAACUGUUGCUGCGGUAAGUGUAAACCUCGACCGCCCAUGGACCAGGAGCCCGAGUUCUACGUGUCCCCCGAGGACCUGGAGGCCCAGAUGACCGCUGACGAGAGAGAUGGCGGUGAGCCGAUUGUGAUGCAGCCGUCCUCAGCCUCAGAAACCACUCAGCUCACCUCUGAUGCCCACCAAAGCUACAGGACCGAUGCAUACUAGACACAAAAACACACACACACACCACACAGUUAACUACGGCUUCAGUAUCACACACACACACACACCAGCAUACCUUCACUCCCAGCCUCCAUCACUGAGCUCUUACCUUUAGUUCACGUUGAUUCUGAUUAAUGUGAAGUGAAGGAGGAGGAGAAGGAGGAAACAUGAAGGAGUAUUUAAUAAAUAAAAAUGAAUAAUUUUAACACUGGUUAGACAACUUACAAUGUCAUGUUUCCCUGUAGGAGGUACGCACAACAAAGUGAUGUAUUUUCCCCCAUUUUAUUUUAAAUUCUGUGUAAGAAUAAGCAUUAAAAACCUCAGCACAAGAAGAAAAUAGUAACAGGGAAAACCUUAGAGAUUAAAUCUGUUUGCAAUAAGGUUUUUUUGUGAGUUUUUGAAGCAAGACGACAACAACGUUUUAGGGAAGUCACAAUUUAUAUUUUUUCUCAAGCAUUCAAAACUGUUUUUGAAUUUCUAUUCACACAUUUAUUUUACUAGUAUGUAAAGUUUUGCUCAGACUUCUUCUGCUUGAUUGCAAGAGAAAGACACAGUAAUAGUAACAGCAUUAAAACCCUUCGAGCUCUGUGGGAAUCACGUCUAUAUACGUGUGUAGCUCACUGUCACACAACAGGUGCACAUAGUUUGCAGACUUAAAGGUUUUUUGCCCCUCUUGUAAGUUUUAUCAGUUUUGCUGUGGCUAAAGGAAAGUCAGAAGGUCUAAUUAUCAUCCCAGAGGGACUCCAUCCUUCUAUCCACUCAAACAAUGUGUUUUUUUUAUGUUAAUGUCCCCUAAAAAUGUCUGAGCUUGACUCUACCUGUGCAGAGUUUGACACUAGAGAGCUGUUUUCACGUGCCGCUGCUGAAGGAGGAGGUAGAUUAUUAGUCACGACUUCAAAAGCAAAUCAAAAGCCGUAAAAAGAAACGUGAAACCUUGAGCACAGAGCGGACUCACACUGCAACAUCAGAGCAGGUAUUACUGUUUGUUUCAGUUACAAGCUCACAAACAAUACAGUCAUGGAAGAAAUUAUUAGACCACCCUUUUUCUUCAAUUUCUUGUUCAUUUUAAUGCCUGGUACAACUAAGGUACAUUUGUUUGGACAAAUAUAAUGACAACAACAAAAAUAGCUGAUAAUAGUUUCAUUUAAGAGCUGAUAUCUAAACAUUAAACGUUCUCUAGUUAUAUUUUACUCUUUUUAUGUCUUGAGAAAGUCGUCGAGUUUCUUUAGGCACAGCAGCAAUCAGUCACAUAAGUUGUUAACACUAUUGUAGAGUUCUUCCUCCUCCUUCUCUUCUCUCUGUUUUUUCUUUCCUCAUUCCACUUUCUCUUCCACACAUGAAGGCUAGAGCUCCCUGUGUUCACACUGAAAUGUGUGUGUGUGUGUGUGUGUGUGUGUGUGUGUGUGUGUGUGUGUGUGUGUGUGUGUGUGUGUGUGUG
Centropristis striata (black sea bass) is the source of this 2298-nucleotide messenger RNA. It is a transcript of the gene dnajc5ab, whose product is annotated as DnaJ (Hsp40) homolog, subfamily C, member 5ab. Gene Ontology annotation, cellular component: intracellular membrane-bounded organelle; membrane; presynapse. Gene Ontology annotation, biological process: regulation of synaptic vesicle cycle. The coding region runs from base 273 to 863 and encodes 196 amino acids. The record is from RefSeq and is a predicted model, not a curated record. NCBI's taxonomy places the organism in Eukaryota, Metazoa, Chordata, Actinopteri, Perciformes, Serranidae. The transcript is spliced from 5 exons.